This is a messenger RNA of Diachasma alloeum, 999 nucleotides long. RefSeq names its product GPI ethanolamine phosphate transferase 1. Gene Ontology annotation, cellular component: endoplasmic reticulum membrane. Gene Ontology annotation, molecular function: mannose-ethanolamine phosphotransferase activity. Gene Ontology annotation, biological process: GPI anchor biosynthetic process. Lineage: Eukaryota; Metazoa; Arthropoda; Insecta; Hymenoptera; Braconidae. The transcript is spliced from 3 exons. The record is from RefSeq and is a predicted model, not a curated record. Bases 231 to 914 code for a protein of 227 amino acids.
CUGCUGAUCUCCCCUAUAAUCUCUGGCUCGAUGCAUAACCUACAAUUCCCGUUGGAAGAAUCUCGCCAUUCGUAGUUUACUCGCUGUAUAGACUGGUCUAUAGCAUCUUUUUCAACGUAUCCUAAGAUAAUAGUGAUAAUCUCAAGUAAAUAUUUCGGAAAGAUUCCCAUUCUAAAGUUGUGAUCCUUAUAUCAUCUACAAUCCUGAAGAGACGUUAAUGGUUGGAAAAAAUGCCUAAGAAUGAGUAUAUUUUGGGACUAUGGGGGUUUGCAAUGCACUUGACAAUCCUCUGGGGUGUCUUAGACGUCAAUUUCCAUUCUCCGAUAUUAAGAGAUUUGAGUCCAGUGCCACCAGUUGAUGGACCCCCGGCGAAACGCUUAUUCUUAUUCAUUGCCGAUGGACUUAGAUACAGAACCUUCGCCAAGUCCACGCCCAACUUCCUCGGUAACAUUAUGCGGAAGGAAGGAGUUUGGGGAAUCUCUCAUACUCGAGUCCCUACAGAAUCAAGACCCGGUAACGUUGCAAUUGCGGCUGGAGUCUAUGAAGACCCUAGUGCUCUUUUUAAAGGAUGGAAAGAGAAUCCCAUAGAUUUCGACUCAACAUUCAAUCGGAGUACUGCGAGUUGGGCCUGGGGCAGUCCUGAUAUAGUGCCCAUGUUUAUUAAAGGUAGUCAUGGAAAUGUUCAUGGAGCAACUUAUCCUCACGACUGGCAAGAUUUUGAUAAAGAAUCGAACUCCCCGAGACGGUUAGACGAGUGGGUUUUCAAGAAAUAUAGCAGUUGGCUUAAGAACGAGGCGAAAACCGUAAGAAAUCAAAGUGGAGUGAUCUUAUUCUUUCAUUUAUUGGGGUGUGACACUGUGGGACAUGCCAGUAAACCAACAUCAAGGUAUCUAUAUCUUGUAGUAAUAAUAUAACAUAGUGGUUAAAAACAAUGUAAGAACGGGAAUCUUAAGUGAAGACAGUUUGAAAUAUUUUCAAAAUAUUUUGAUAGGCGUUUUU